UACUGCAUUUUUAUAAUGAUUAAUACCAAAAUUGCUCGGUUUUACGUGGCUCUGUAUGGAAUUUUGGCGUUGAAUAGUGUAAAUUCAGAAUGUGAAGUAAAAGAUUUAGUAAGCCAAUGUGGUGGAUUCUGCUUCAGAGCGAUAUGGCCGAUACUGGAUCAUAUUUCCUACCACCAUGGAUCAGGAUCGAGUCUAAGCGAUGUAAAUCGUCAGGACUCACAAUUAAAGCUGGACGAUAUUGGAAGACAAUUGGCUGCCCAACACCAGAUUCAGUCCAGUCUGGCUUCAUCGCAAGGCGAAGCCAAGAAGAUCAUCCCAAAGAACUUUGAGAAGAUCGGCACGGGCUUCUAUUAUAUUGAACAGAACCAAAAGCUUAAUUGGUUCGCUGCUGGAGAUUUUUGUCGUCGGAAGGGAGCUCAUCUGGUCAGUUUCAGUAAUAUCACUGAAUUUAACGAUGUUUCUGCGAAAACCAUCAACACAAAUGAUUACUGGCUGGAUAUAAACAAUUUGGGCAAUAAGGGGGAGUACAUAUCCUCGACCACCGGAAAUAUAGCAAGUUUUUUAAAGUGGCAAUCGUCGGAACCAAGUGGCGGUUCCAACGAUCACUGUGUUCUCUUCUACAAUUAUGAAAUAGCGAUAUGGCCGAUACUGGAUCAUAUUUCCUACCACCAUGGAUCAGGAUCGAGUCUAAGCGAUGUAAAUCGUCAGGACUCACAAUUAAAGCUGGACGAUAUUGGAAGACAAUUGGCUGCCCAACACCAGAUUCAGUCCAGUCUGGCUUCAUCGCAAGGCGAAGCCAAGAAGAUCAUCCCAAAGAACUUUGAGAAGAUCGGCUCGGGCUUCUAUUAUAUUGAACAGAACCAAAAGCUUAAUUGGUUCGCUGCUGGAGAUUUUUGUCGUCGGAACGGAGCUCAUCUGGUCAGUUUCAGUAAUAUCACUGAAUUUAACGACGUUUCUGCGAAAGUCAUCAACACAAAUGAAUACUGGCUGGAUAUAAACAAUUUGGGCAAUAAGGGGGAGUACAUAUCCUCGACCACCGGAAACAUAGCAAGCUUUUUAAAGUGGCAUUGGUCGGAACCAAGUGGCGGUUCCUCCAAUAACUGUGUUCUCUUCUGGAAUUCAGUAAUGUAUGAUAGAACCUGUGAGCAGUUAACUUUAUUCGUUUGUGAAAUAGAUGUGUAA
This is a messenger RNA of Drosophila rhopaloa, 1182 nucleotides long. RefSeq lists its product as uncharacterized. The record is from RefSeq and is a predicted model, not a curated record. Gene Ontology annotation, molecular function: signaling receptor activity. Bases 16 to 1182 code for a protein of 388 amino acids. The transcript has 2 exons. NCBI's taxonomy places the organism in Eukaryota, Metazoa, Arthropoda, Insecta, Diptera, Drosophilidae.